GUGACGAGUAAGUACGAGUGGCGUCAAUGUGGUUGAGUAACAGACUUUUACUCAGAUUUCAGAGAGUACACUGGUACCAAGCGUGGCUCAUACUUUCCCCAACGGUCCUGUUCAUUUACCGUAGCACUCCAACAAGGCAGGUCUAUGUUAUGAUGCACGGUACCUGGUAGUAGAUUGGCUUUCCCUCCUCCACAACGACAGAUUCUUUGGUGUGACCUUACUUUACUAACUAGUUCAUACGGUACAGCAAUGCACAUGAAUACUAGUAUUUGUGUUUGGCAAUGAAGGGGAGGGGGCACUGCUGCCAUGUCAGCCAAAUCAGAGUAAGAAUCUGGUGAUUGCCAACUACCGUACGGUAUGUACCGUUCGACGUGAUUGAUGGCCACAACCGUACCGUCUUAUCUUGUUGGCAUUGAUAGAUGUGUAAAAUAAUACUCAUGAUCACUCUUGCUCAAAGUUUGUUCGUUCGUUCGUUCGUUUCAUGUACGGUACUGAUAGCUGGGAAGGGCCAAUAACGUGGAGUGGAGUGGAGUGGAGUCCACCGAGGAAAGUAGUCUGUUGGUAGCUCAACCCGAGCACUAAAAUAGUAAGUAACCAUGCUAUGCUGACGUUUGCUGACGUUCUGUCUUGGUUGGACGCACAUUUAUUAGUCGGUAUCUUGGUAACGUCUGUAUUCCAAUGCGAGCUUGCUUGCUUGGCGCACCUUCUCUUUGCCGAAGCUGCCAUUGGCACGGAAAAAUCUUGCCGUUGCAUUUUUAGAGUGUUGCACGAGUUGCUCACUCACUCCUCAAAAUAAUCCUUUCAAGGGUAUCUUGUGGUAGGUAGCAUUGCUGCUCAUUUUCAUUUUCCUACCAAAAAAAAGAAGAAACAUCGAUAAAGGACCACCUGAAGCUACCUGAAGCUACCUUAAGCUACCUGAAGCUACCUGAAGCUAACUGAAGCUCGACAAUGACGGUAUCGUGGUUCCUCGCGAGUCUGCUGCUGUUUGCCAGUGUGGCUUUCAGCCAUGCCGCCGCCAAAUCGGCCAACCAUGGCAAAGCGUUGACGGACUGGUUAAAUGGCCACAAUGGCCAACUGCACAAGAACCUAAAGCUAGUUCAAACGGGCGGCAAGGAUAGUCCGUUUUACGGAAUGUUUGCAACGGCGAAGAUCCAAAAGGACCAAGUCUUGCUGGAAAUCCCGGGAAAAUUGGUCGUGAGACCCGAUGCGGAUCGUCCGUUGGCAUUGGGAGAUCGUGUCACGGUCUGGUUUGGUCCUCCGCAUCAAGAAUGGUUUACGGGAACCAUCGAGUCGAUGCAAUCGAAUUUGCUACAAGUCCAAUUUGACGAUGGCGAUUACGAAACGGUCGAUAUCCACACGGCCCGUUGGGAACGCGAAGAAGACCUCGAUUGCGCCACGGUACGACGAGUACUCGAUGAAAACAAACUGGGCGAUAGUAGUAUUGUAGCGCCUUAUAUUGCCUAUUUGAACAGUCAACCACGAGGACAAGUUCCUUCGGCAUGGACGGAUGCGGGAGUGGAUCUCUUUCAAGAAGUACUCGGCCUCAGUCAUGGACCCAAAAAAAUGGAUCCUUACACGCACCGGGAUGUUUCUUCCCGCACUUUAUUACCACCAGAAGUCGACGAAUCCGCAUAUGCCAGUCAAGAAUUUCUAGAUCGCUGUGGCCACUUGUUGCAAGAUGACGACAAUGAAGAAGAUGCCCUCAAUUACUACUAUCUACUCAAUCAACGAGGAUGGGAUGAACUCAUGAUUCCCGUGUUUGACAUGAUGUCCCACGGAAAUGGACGGUUACUCAAUACGCAUCACGAUUCCGUACGCAACGCCCAAGGAGACGGUGUGGCCGAUGUCAUUAAAGUGUAUGCGUCUCGCGAUAUUGCCAAGGGAGAAGAAAUUACCACCACCUACAACUUUUGUGCCAAUUGCGAAAAUCGAUUCAUGGGAUAUGGAACACCCGAAUUGCUACGAGAUUACGGAUUUGUCGAAGGAUUUCCGCAACGAUGGUUCUUUCACAAGCAGGAAAUUGGAUUUGAACUUGACCAAUUGGAAGGGGAAGAUUUCAGACUCACGUGGUUGUUGCCCCGCCCACACCCAAAGGCAUUGGAAUGGUUGCAAGGACAACUCGGACGACUCCAAGAUUUGCCAAAGACGUAUCUCCAAAACAAGGCCGUCUUUGAUCGAUACGAUGCUUUGGAUGAAAACAAUGGUCCCAUGCCUCCACACGAAUUCGAAACACUCCAGCGAUACCAACAGGCACUUAUUGUCGCCAUUUCCGAAUGCCUCAAAGCGGCCGGCGUCGAUGUCGACAAGGGAUGCACUGAUACUACUACUACUACGGAUGGUGCCAGUCAAACCUGUGGAUUGUCGGCAUCGGCAAAGACUUAUGGCAAUCUCGAUUUUCACCAUCCCAAUGAAGAAUACUGGAAUGAUGAUCGACCCAUGGCGUGUGCCGAAGGACCCAAUGGAGAAAAUCAUCCCUAUCACACAAAUGCGUACAAGACUUUGCAAAUCAUUAAGAGUCCCUACCAGGAAAUUGAAUUCUUUCAGAAUACUGACCGCAAUGAUGAUACCUGUUUUCAACUUGAUCGAGUCACCCAAAUCUGCACCAGUUACCGUCCCGAUUAUCACGAAAUGUGCGUACACAACACGGCACGAUACCUAGAAGAUCCUCUCAAACGAGUCGUCUUUGUAGGAGGAGGAGAUUCCAUGUUGCUGCAUGACAUUAUCAAAUACCCUACCUUGGAAAAGGUCGUUGGAUUGGAAAUUGAUCAGCAUGUUACGCGAGCGUCCUUUGAACACUUUGGAUCCGAACCACACUGGGACAACCCCAAGGUCGAAUGGUGGUUUGGUGAUGCCUCCAAGAGUCUACUCAUGCUGCCACAAGACUACUUUGGCAGUUUUGAUCUGGUGCUGGUGGAUCUAUCCGAAACGGCUGCCUCCCUCUCGGUCACGGAUCAUCUCAAUGUCAUGGAAGCGCUCUCACUGCUCUUGCAACCCAAGGGAAUUCUCAUGAAGAACGAGUAUAACUACUUUCCCGAACAAAAGCAUGUCUUUCGGGAUACACUCCACAUUCACUGGUACGAUGUCACCUACGUGUGCAGUCAGUCCCUGGUCAUGGGAAGCAACGGCAUUGAUUUCAUGAGAGGCAAGUACACUCCCAAUGACCAAAUUGAUCAUCUCUACAAGAGAUUGCUCGAUGACCCCAAAAUGCAGUAUGGGUACCUUCAUGACUACCAAAAGAACUACACCAAUCCUGUCCCGUACUGCACCAAGGAGGUCAAGGAUGAAGAGGUGCAAGAGAGCAGUCCCGGGAUUCUCAUGAUUAUCGAAGCCGAAGACACAAAGGUGGAUCUCCAGGCGUUGGAUACAACCGUCAAGGGAUUGGUGGAAAAAGCCAUGACCGACAGUGGAUUCACCGUCACCAAGUCCUUCAAACCGACCGACACGAUUUUGGUGACCAUCCUCGGCGAAGGCUAUGUCGUGACUCGUGUUUAUCCAGAGGAGGACUAUGUCGGCUUUGACUUUCAACUCUGGAGCAGCUUUGAAAAGCAAGAAGUUGGAAAGAGAGCUUUGAUUGAAGCCAUGGGUAGCGACUUUGAAGGACGCAGCUCGUCGUCGUACCGAGUUGCCACGGGAGGAAUGUUUGGCAUUGGCACCUGGAAAGAAGACGAAAAGAAUCGAGGACCCAAGUUGCCGAGCUGUGAUGAGGUGGAAGAAAAGGAGCCACCCAAGGAGUAUGACCAAAUGGAUUCCAUUGACGCAGUGAAAGUUGCGGUUCAGGAGAGUAUUGGUGUCAUUACCGACGUUCCAGAGGACUUGGUGGUGGCUGUGCUCUGUGGACGUGAUUCUACUUGUCACGCGGCGGAAACUCUGAAGGAUGUCGAGCGUGUAUCCCAGAUUGUGACGUUGACGGCCUGCCCUGGAACUCAAGACUAUGAGUUCAUGCCAGAUGGAGCUCGUCGCAUGGCCGAUUGUGAAAUUGAACUUUGGAAUACUUUGAAGGACACUAUUCCUUCCACGGACGACAAGAUUCGCGCGGUUGUGGUCGAUCCAACUGCCACAGAGAGCCUUGCCAAGAUUAUGAUCCGACUCAUGUUGAGUCCGGUUAAUGAAGAGAUCUUCUUCGCAGAGAACAUGACUGUCACUGCUCCCUUGGUGGACCACUCCGAAGGCUGGAGGCGUUCGUUUGUUGAUCGCUUUCGCACCCAUAUCUAUCCGGAUGAUCCCAGUCAUCGCGCGGAAGUCCACUUUAACAGUACAACCAGCAGCUUCAUGGUGGCAAUGUUCAACAAUGGCGAUUUUAACUUUGGCGAACGUCUUGUGGAGUUUAUCAACAAGACCGAGGCACGCACUCAACUGAUUGGAGAAAUUGAGAACGUUCGUGGCAACACCUAUGACGGUUUCAUCGUCACCGACCCUCAUCUUGUACCAGACAACUUUACCGAUGCCGAUUUUGAUCAAGAGAGCCAGCUCGAGCAUUGGCAAGCCCAGAAGCCUCUUGGAUUCCAAGUCAUCUUCCAAUUUGAAAUUACCCAAGAACGUGCCAAGACUAUGCACUUGGACAGCACGCAAGCUUUGUUCCACAGCGGUCUUCAAAAGACAAUUGUAAAACAGAACUACAAGAUUCAAUACGAGAGUUUCUCCGAAAUUGGCUAUGGAUUCCUGAUCAAUGCUGUUUGGACCGGGGGAACUGCGAUGCUUUUGUUUGACGGGCGAGGGCACAUGGACGUAAAUAUCUUCUCCUACAAAGAAGACUUCCGAGGUAUCUACGCCUUUGACAAGACGUUUACUGAAUGCACAACCUACACCAAGCACUGCAACCCAGGAAUCACGAGGACUCUUCGCGACUCCCAGCCACGAGGAAAGGGCCGUGUCGUGAGCUUCAUGGCGGAUUUGGGAGGCUUUGACGAAUCAGGCAUUCCGGUCAAGAUCCCACUUUGGGCACCCGAAGACAAGCAAGCGCCGUACUCUCCACCAAGUCCUGAUAGCAACGGUAAGACUGCACUUCCCUGCGCUGGCGGUGCCAAGUGUGCCGCCGCCUGAGGCUGACCCUUUCGUACGAUUAUUUGAUGUCAUUGCUACUUGUUCGAUUGGUGACUUGCCGGGGCUUUUGAUAGAGGAGUAAAGCAUUAGGCAUUUGUGUUUAUCUUUU
This is a messenger RNA of Seminavis robusta, 5149 nucleotides long. NCBI's taxonomy places the organism in Eukaryota, Bacillariophyta, Bacillariophyceae, Naviculales, Naviculaceae. The record is from the annotation of a GenBank genome assembly.